UCUAGUAGAAAACAGAAAUCAGCCACUUCCGUUGUUGUUCUACGCUUUCAAGAUGGCGAUGAAUAAGCGAGGAAACGUGCGUCUUCCCCCAGAGGUCAACAGAAUCCUGUAUGUCAAAAACCUUCCGUACAAGAUAACAGCAGAAGAAAUGUAUGACAUUUUUGGAAAGUAUGGUGCUAUCAGGCAAAUACGUGUAGGCAACACCCCAGAAACAAAAGGAACAGCUUUUGUUGUGUAUGAAGACAUCUUUGAUGCCAAGAAUGCUUGUGAUCAUCUGUCUGGCUUCAAUGUUUGCAAUCGUUACUUGGUCGUCCUCUAUUACCAGUCAACUAGGGCCUUUAAGAAGACAGAUACAGAGAAGAAAAAACAGGAGCUAGACCAGAUGAAAACAAAAUAUGGCUUGUCUACCCCAGAGAGCAAUAAAUAGCUAGCCAGUCAUUCA
Physella acuta is the source of this 442-nucleotide messenger RNA. RefSeq names its product splicing factor 3B subunit 6. Lineage: Eukaryota; Metazoa; Mollusca; Gastropoda; Physidae. Gene Ontology annotation, molecular function: mRNA binding. Gene Ontology annotation, cellular component: cytoplasm; nucleus. The record is from RefSeq and is a predicted model, not a curated record.